Molecule: messenger RNA, 2062 nt
Organism: Aspergillus caelatus
Lineage: Eukaryota; Fungi; Ascomycota; Eurotiomycetes; Eurotiales; Aspergillaceae
Product: copper fist DNA-binding domain-containing protein
Exons: 3
Coding region: 359-1942 (527 amino acids)
Biological process (GO): positive regulation of transcription by RNA polymerase II; intracellular copper ion homeostasis; intracellular iron ion homeostasis
Cellular component (GO): nucleus
Molecular function (GO): DNA-binding transcription factor activity, RNA polymerase II-specific; copper ion binding; RNA polymerase II cis-regulatory region sequence-specific DNA binding
Source: RefSeq, a predicted model, not a curated record
CUUAGUACUUGCGACUCCACCUUGAUAGGUGAAACGGCGUUUUCUGUGACUUCGUUCGGUGCAUUGGGAUAUUCGUUAAGAGAUACCCUUGCUUUGUUGGAGUUUUUCUUGGUCUCGGUCGGUCCGAUCACCUUGACGGACCGCACACUAUACCUCGAAUCCUCGCGUUGACGGCACUUUCGAUUCCCCCCGACAGGUCUUCCUGUUCGGUUAUUGAAUAUUUUUGAAAACAAAAAGAAAAAAACGAUUAGGAUAGCCAGAGAGCCCUGUGCUGUCUACCCUUCGGUUUCCAAUUUAAAUUUACUUCCUAUAUACUCGUCGCGAGUCAUCGCAUGACUACUACCCAGUAACCGCGAUAAUGCUCAUUGAUGGCGAGAAGUGGGCUUGUGAAGCUUGCGUCCGGGGUCACCGUGUCAGCAGCUGUCACCACAGUGACCGCCCCUUGACCCACAUCAACAAAAAAGGCCGUCCAGUCUCUCAAUGCGCUCACUGUCGCGGCCUACGCAAGUCACGGACAACCCACACAAAGUGCGAGUGUGGUGACAAGAAAAAGAACAGCCACAAGCAUGAUUUAGAUCCCCACCACGCCAAUGACAAGCGGGAUCACAAGCAGGACUCUCGUCCAAGAUGUGGCUGCACUCAUGGACAGCGCUGUACCUGUGCGCUGAAGAAGGAACCCCACCUAAAUACUGUGCCGGAAACUGGUCUUCCUCCGCCCCAGCAUACUAUUCUGUCGGAACCACCCAAGAAGCCCCAGUUGACCUCAACGAAGUCAGAAAGCACGCUUACGAUAUUCCGAGAUGGUCACCACAAACCGGCUCAUAAACACAAUGACAUGGCUCACAAGUGUGGUCUGCCUUACACGAUACCCCGGUCUCAUACGAUCCACUCGACCUCCGAUGUGUCUCGUCGGUCCGUCGAUCAGAUGCCCUUGACUCAAGCGGCCUUGAUGAACGAACCAUUUGCGACCCAACCAUUUCCGGAACAGCAGCCCACCCGCGGUCCUCAGCGUCGUGUCAAGUCCGAGCAUGGGUCUCCCGAGAGUGCCCCCGUCGUGUCAACGGAAGAUGUACCGACGACAGUCCCCCCACUCGACCUCUCGUCUUUCUUCCCUCAGCCUCAGCCUAUGAAUAAACCCACUGAGGCCGAGCCGGUGUCCCUUUCUAUGGGGAAGACGCCCCUAAAUCCACUCAUGACCAGUGUGCCUCCUCUUGAUGUCUCGCCCUUCUCUACUUUCCCAACCACGACCACAUCGCCUGUGAACACUAUGGCGUUCCAAGAUCCUUACAAAGAGCAGUUUUUCACAUCGCCGGACAACGAUAUGCCUUUGGGUCCUACUGGAUUCAAUGCACCCCCUGUCGAUUGGUCAAGCUUCCCUCUGUAUUCCUCAGAUGUUCCUGCCGCGACCAGCACACAAGCUCCCUCUUACGCUAGCUUCGACUACAACUCCAUGAGCCACGGCCUACCAGCUCCAUCGUCGUCUGGUGAUAUUUCUGAAGUGGAGGAUUUCGCACCAUUUUCCGGCUUUGGGAAUGCAGGAAAUGACCUUCAGGAUCUCGCCAGUGGGAGCGAAGGCUCAGAUCUCGAUCAUUUCCGCAUAAGUUCUGCGUCAUCGUUUAUUGGCCUUCCUCAGGCGCAACUCUUAUCGUCAAAUCAGCUGGACUCAAUCAACAUUGACGACUUCCUCAAGUCCGCCAAUGAGUCGACAGCAGCACUAGAGCAUCAACUCCAAGCCAAUAUGGGGAUGGAACCCAAGCCACUCCCGUCGCAGGACGCCUACGCCAUGUCGGACGCCCAGACCUUCAAACCAAUAAGCACCCCUACGACGAGCCUUCCGAUCACCACGUCUGCUGCAGAUCCCAUGUGGCCCGCGGCGCUCUUUGACCCCGCCGCCGCGUCGGUCGAUGACAACAAUUUCUACCCGCCGUCAUGGGUGCAGUAGUGCACUCGCGGGCAAGCGCAGGUUUUCUGGCUUUGUGGUCUGUUCGCGGCACGUUACCACCACCUCCACACCGUCUGAGUGACGACACCCACGUCUUCAUGACCAUGAUGAGAGAUGAUG